CACUUUUGGCAAAAAUUUAAUAUUCCACUGGCAGACGGCAGUGCAAAUUGCAAUCAGCAGUGUUCUCACUUCUGACUUUUCUGCUCACCGUCGCAUGUUGAUAAGACAGAAUAGAUUAUAGAAGACUAAAGACGUUGGUUAAUGGUUUGUUGAAAUUUAGACCAUCACGGUUUGAAUUAAAAAGUAAGUGUAUACUUUUUUAAGAACUUACAAGAAUAGCUAAAUCAACCUCAACAAUUGUAUUUGCAGAUAGAUAGCACAAUAAUCUGUUAACAAAUCCUGGUAUGAUAUAAAAUAAAAAUGGAAGAAUCCAAUGAUCCGUUAACUGGCAGUUCUACACUGGUAUUACGUCCACAUCCGACAGACAAUCAAACAGUUCAUUUGAAAUUAAAAAAACCUAAAAACACACAAAAACAAGUAAGCUGGGAAGCUCAUACAGUCGAUAACGAACAUUUGAACAAGAAAAAAAGUAAGUGUUGUUGUAUUUAUGAGAAGCCUAAAAAGUUUGGAGACCCUGAUGAUGACGACGACAAUAAAGAUGGUGAUGAUGAUGAAUGUGACAGCUGUAUGGGCAAGAAAAAAACACAUCAUUUGAAGAAGACUGAUAAAGUAAAUGAAGAGCCACAAGAAGAUAGUGGAUGACAAGACAUAUUAGUUAACUAUUUUUAGCAUGUAAGUUUGUGUAUUUUGUCUGAAGUAAGUUAUUAUAUAAAUUACACUUUUCCACAAUAAAUUUAAUCUAUUGGUC
Messenger RNA from Adelges cooleyi (spruce gall adelgid), 748 nucleotides. RefSeq lists its product as uncharacterized. Bases 301 to 642 code for a protein of 113 amino acids. NCBI's taxonomy places the organism in Eukaryota, Metazoa, Arthropoda, Insecta, Hemiptera, Adelgidae. Gene Ontology annotation, molecular function: protein serine/threonine phosphatase inhibitor activity; protein phosphatase 1 binding. The record is from RefSeq and is a predicted model, not a curated record. Gene Ontology annotation, cellular component: nucleus. The transcript is spliced from 2 exons.